This is a messenger RNA of Lagopus muta (rock ptarmigan), 5091 nucleotides long. It is a transcript of the gene XIAP, whose product is annotated as X-linked inhibitor of apoptosis. The coding region runs from base 1457 to 2938 and encodes 493 amino acids. NCBI's taxonomy places the organism in Eukaryota, Metazoa, Chordata, Aves, Galliformes, Phasianidae. Gene Ontology annotation, biological process: regulation of cell cycle. The record is from RefSeq and is a predicted model, not a curated record. Gene Ontology annotation, cellular component: nucleus; spindle microtubule; cytoplasm. The transcript has 7 exons.
ACAAAACUUUCCUUAAAAAAAAGUUACUUUAAAAAAAAAAAAAGAUUACUUUUGAUGAAAAUCUUUAGAACAGAGGGGGCUGGGCAGUGGUUCUGUGAAAGACACCAGAGAAGCAGCAGAGCCUGGGCUGGCACAGGCAGCAGAAGGAUGACCUGCAGGGCAGCCCUGGAAAGGGCACUGCAGACUUUGGGGCCCUACUCAGGAUACAAUAUGAGUUCAGGUUGCUUUGACAAAAUACAACAUUAUUUACAACAUGAAAAAUGAUGACUUACUGUAAGCAGUGCAUUCAUUUAUAAAGAAGUUCACCUAGUGCACGUUGGUAUUUAUUUUUUCUUUACUAUGAGAGUGGUGAGGUGCUGGAACAGCUGCCCACAGAGGCUGUGGAUGCCCCGUCCAUCCCUGGAGGUAUUCAAGGCCAGUUGGAUGGGGCCCUGGGCAGCCUGGGCUGGUAUGAAAUGUAGAGGUUGGUGGCCCUGCGUGUGGCAGGGAGUUGGAGAUUCAUGAUCAUUGAGGUCCCUUCCAACCCUGGCCAUUCUGUGAUUCUGUGGUGCUCAAAACCAGCCUUGUGCCCACAGCUGUGCAGUAAGCCUCUGAAGUGUUUUCUCAGCCUGCCUGCUGGCUCCUUCACUUUGUCAUUGUGGCCAAGUGUGCCACGAUCUUGCAAAGCAUCGUAAUUUUCCCCUCCCCAUUCUGAAAUGUAAAAAAAGCUUUUGCUCUUCCUGUAGAGGUUGAAUCUAGUAUUGUUUAAACAAAGAGAAUAAUUCAAUAAUUGUAAUAUCUGCACUGACCUUGUAGAAAAUAAAAUCAGCGUUAACACAGCUGUUGAAGGACUGAAGCUCAGAGCCAGUCAGAGCCCUACUGGUUUCUAGGUGUUUUCAGUGUUACACAAUUUGAAGUGUCUUCUUUCUUUUUUCUUUUCCUUCAAACUGUCUCAGAGAAAUGCUUCUCAUUGAGUGAACAGAGCUGUCACAGAGGGCUGGAUUUGGGUGUGCACGUGCUUCUGUAGCACUGUGCUGAAACCUUUGAUGACAGUAACUGCUGGCAGUGCGGAGUGUGUCUGUCAAGUAGUGCAUGGCACAUGUAUGGAAGGUUUCUCAUUUGCUUUAUCUAUCUUAUGGGUAUAAAGCACAUUCCUAACUGGCACAAGCAGCAGAAGGCUGUGUAGUGGCCACCUGGGUGAGAGAAGCUGCAGUGUGCUGGCUCAAACUCAUUGCAGACAGCUGAGGAGCUGCUGUAAACACCAGGGGAAGCCAGGUGCAUCAAAGCUUUACUCUCAGGCACCACAGUGUCAUUCAGCUGAAGAAGCACAGCACCCUUUCUUGCACUUGGCACCCCGAGGUUGGAUGUGCACUCCUGGGGAAAGGGCCCUGUGUGCCAAAAUGGUUAUGAGUGCUGUUCAUUAAUGAUGUCCUGCCCAUAACAAGUUAGGGAACUGAAGGAAGAGCCCUACGAAGAGAUGACAUGUAAUGGCCCAGAUAGCGCUGAACCCGGUGCCACUCCAGCCACUGAUGGCGACCAGGAGUGGAGCCAGGAACACGACCGACUGGGAACCUUUGUGGAGUUUCCCCCUGAUUGUCCGGUUUCAGCAUCAGCACUUGCUCGAGCUGGCUUUGUUUAUACUGGAGAAGGGGAUAAAGUCAAAUGCUUCAGUUGCCAUGCGACUGUUGAAGGAUGGCAGCCUGGGGAUUCUGCGGUUGACAGACACAAAAACCUUUCCCCAGAUUGCAGAUUUCUUUCUGAGUCUGUGUUUUUGGAAAAUAACGUACAUCCUCUUGUGCAGAGCCACCAGCAUAGAACUGAAAAUGGCUCCAGCAAUUUAGCUCUCUCGCCUGCUCUGGAGGACCUGUCUGAUGUGGAGGCAGAUUACCUGUUGAGAACCAGGCAGGUUGUGGACAUGUCUGAUACUCUGUAUCCUAAAAACCCCUCUAUGUGCAGUGAAGAAGCCAGGCUGAAGUCCUUUCACAACUGGCCCCCCUACGGCCUAUUGACUCCAAAGGAAUUAGCUAGUGCAGGACUCUACUACACAGGUGUUGGUGAUCAAGUUGCGUGUUUUUGUUGUGGUGGGAAACUGAAAAACUGGGAGCCUGGUGAUCGAGCUUGGUCUGAGCACAAGAGGCAUUUUCCCAAGUGCUUUUUUGUCCUGGGUCGGGACGUUGGAAACGUUUCAACUGAAUCUGUUUGUGCUGAGCUUGGGAGAAGCUGUCUGAACAACGAACAGCAUCCGAGGAAUCCAUCCAUGGUAGAAUAUGAGAGGAGGAUACAAACGUUUCUAACUUGGGUACACCCUGUUAACAAGGAACAUCUUGCUGAGGCAGGCUUCUACAGCACAGGCAAUGGCGAUCACGUUGUGUGCUUCCACUGCGGUGGAGGAUUGCAGGAGUGGAAGGAAAAUGAAGACCCGUGGGACCAACACGCCAAGUGGUUUCCUGGGUGCAAGUUCUUGAGAGAGGAAAAGGGACUAGAAUUUAUAAAUAAUGUUCACUUAAGAGAUGGAUGUAUGGAUUCAACAAUAGAAGCUGCUGAAGUUACAGUACUUCCUAAAGAUGACCUCUUACAGAAUCAGUUGGUACAGAAUGCCAUUCACAUGGGUUUCAGUUUGUCUGAGAUUAGGAGCAUUAUGGAAAAGAAGUUGCACAUGUCUGGAGAAAGCUAUACAUCUGUUGAGGACCUGGUAGCAGACUUAAUAAGUGCUCAGAAAGAAAAUGCAAAGGGAGAACCACCAAAAGAAAGCCCACUUGAGCAAGAUCUCAGUAUUGAAGAGAAGUUAAGACGCUUGCAGGAAGAAAAGCUCUGUAAAAUCUGUAUGGCUAAAGACAUAUCAGUAGUCCUCAUUCCCUGUGGUCACCUGGUUGCGUGUAAGGAAUGUGCUGAAGCAGUUAAUAAAUGUCCUCUGUGUUGUACAAAUAUUAUCAAGAGACAGAAGAUUUUUAUGUAUUAAUGAAAGGCACAGUACUGCGGAUGUAAGUGCUCCUGCUUUGUUUCUUUAAACGUGUGAUGUGACAACAGAAGGCUGGGUGUUCACCAGUCUAGCACACACUUAUGGUGCAUCUCACUUUGGAGAUCAUGUAAACACUAAAGCUUUAAUCAACACCCUGAAAAAUGAGUUGACUGUCAGAAGCUGCUAGAUUUUGGUUGAGAGCACUCGUAUCCUACUGCCUCCUUAGUGCUCUCCUCACUUUUUGUGCUUUUACUUUUUUCCCCCACCAAUAAGUUUGAGAAAUCAGACAGCAUAUAAAUAGCAGAACAAAAUCUACUAUUUAUAGACUGUGUUUCUACUAAUUUGCUCAGCUCAUUUAUCAGAAAUAGACCUGCUUAAUUUUCUCUUCUAGUGGGACCAAGGGUAAACAGCCUCAUCAGAGGAAAGAAAUGCUUUAGGGUAAUUUUUGUGUUGUUAUUUUGAAUAUUUAGAUAUCCGAAUGGAUUUUAUGGGGUUAAAAUCCUUUCUGAUUCAUUGGAUGCUACGUUAAGGACUUCAUUUUGUGCAUCGUAUCCCCUACUAAUCUGGUGUUUCUAGUUUGAAAAACAUCAGCUAAAGUAUCUUUUUGUUUUAUUCUCGUCAUUCGCCUAUCUUAAGAGUAAAAUCACAUCAGUAGGAGCAGCUUUGCUAUAGGUUCUGUCUUCGAGCUACAAUUGUCUGUGUGAUAUUCUGUAGGUCACUAAUUAGAUGCCUUUACUGCCACUGAAGGAUGUCUGUCUGUUUGUCAUUCUUGUUUACACUUGUAAGCCUCUGUAAGCGGUCUCAAAUAAUAAUUAACAGGCUAAGCAAACAUGAGCAACGCAGGAACUAGCUCUGAAUGGUGUUGGUUUUCUUCUCUUUUCUUCUUAGAUGGACAGGUUAGCAACACCCUUGGAAUUAAUGGACCCUUAUAAAGCUGCUCUAAGCUUUAAAAAUACCAUAACUGCCUGUGGAUAUCUGUGACUGACGAAAGGUGGAAAUUGUAACUGAUGUUAAUCAUGAUGUUAAUCAGAACACACAGUCUUAACUUCAUUUCAUGUGCCACCUACAGACAUAAAAUGCAGACAAUCUUAGGAUCUAAUCACCUGGCCGUAUUUAAGUUUUUUCUGCUGUCAAACUACACGCAUUCAAAUAUUCUUAAAAUUUUUCUUAAUUGAGUUUUUCCACAUCACAUCUGGUACUGAAAGGCAAGUAUGUAACAUCUGGUAGCUUCACUUCAUAGACCUGGUUUGGCAAAGCCUAAGCAAUGCAGAGCUUUAUUUUUCACUGUGGAGAGACUCUGUCUAGCUGAAGUUUGUGCAAACAGAGUUGUUUAAGAAAUCAGGCCCUCUAUAAAACUCAUGCAUGCUCAUUUCUGAAAUUCUGACUGCUAUUCGUAUGUGUCUCAGCUCAGGUUCCAGCAUCCCAAAAACACCAUACGAUUGAAAAUGUUAGCUCUGUAGCUUUGGUUUUGAUGUGAUUCAGAGAAUGUGCAAACCUGCUGCUGAAAUUUUAGACUGUUACUGCUACUUUGCCAGUUCUUCUGUUGUGAUCAACAGCUCCUGUGUCCCCGCUCACUGUUUCUGUUGUUGCUGUAUAAAUAGGCCUCAGAAACUGGUUUUAGCCUUCUGCUUUUCUCAAUGCGUCCCUCUUGUAUACAGAUGUCAUUCCUUACAAGUGAACUCGACAGAAAUGAAGGAUGUUCUGCAUACCUCGUGCCCUCCAUUAUGACAGGAGCUAUCUUAUCUUAAAUCUUCCCCCCUGCCCAUGAGACAUUCAGUGUGUGUUUGCCUCACGUUUCUAACAUUUAGCAUCAUCCUCACUUAUUUUUUCUGCUCGUGUUGUAAGUAUAGCUGGUUUACAGUAACACUAAUUAUGUGACUUCCUAUUUAUGUGGGCAUACUAAUUUGUUUCUGUUCAUACAGAAAUUUUAUCUUGGGUCCUACACACUGAGUAAUAUAUUUGAUUAAUGAUACUUUAUAAAGAAUAUAUAGUUUUUCACACGAUGAAGAUUUUAAAUGCAAUAUACAGAAAUGUAACGCCUCUAUUUUUGGUUAGAUAUUUGCUAUGAUUAUAUGAGAUUUCACAGAACUGACAUGUUGCUCCAGUGCAAUUUUGUGUAUAUUUAAAUAAAGUGCAAUCCAGUUGUUCCCAGA